Molecule: messenger RNA, 784 nt
Organism: Coregonus clupeaformis (lake whitefish)
Lineage: Eukaryota; Metazoa; Chordata; Actinopteri; Salmoniformes; Salmonidae
Product: 39S ribosomal protein L36, mitochondrial
Exons: 2
Coding region: 310-687 (125 amino acids)
Biological process (GO): translation; ribosome biogenesis
Cellular component (GO): ribosome; mitochondrial large ribosomal subunit
Molecular function (GO): structural constituent of ribosome
Source: RefSeq, a predicted model, not a curated record
CGUUUGCAACCAACAGUAACAUAAUUAUCAAAAUAAGGAGUGGAUUAUUGUAAAGAUGUGGUAGUUUAUCAAUUGAGCAACGCGUUACUGUUGAAAUUAAAGCGAGAAAGUCUGUUUAGCGCGGGCACAGAAACCUCGAAUUAUUGCGCUCUAGGACCCAGCGCGGACGCCACAGCCAGGAAACAGCAAUAGCUCUGUGCUAGAGAAAUCCUUCAUCGGCAGUGUUGUUUUGAUUAAACGGUGCAUUUCAGGGGUUUAUUCCCCGCUCUAACCCGUUCUUAUAGCUGAAAGGCAGGUGUUUGUGACACCAUGGCUCCACUCCUGUUGUACCGCCUCGUCAGCUCCCUAACCUGCCAUCUAACCCAGAUCACCCUCAGCCGAACCUACCCAAGCACUACCACCACCAUCUCCCGCUGCCUCUCCUCACUCACAUCCUACCCAGCCAGAGUGCUCCUGACGCUGGGUAGACCCAUCCAGCCCCUGGCCUCCUCUCCUGGAUCUUCUCCCCAGGAUCAGGGCUCCCUACUGGGCCAAUGUCAGCACCUGGCCUGCCACCAGCCCACUGCAGGGAUGAAAACCAAGAGCGCUCUGAAACGGCGAUGUAAAGACUGCUUCUUUGUGGUACGGCGGGGAUGUCUAUUUGUGUUCUGUAAGGCUCACCCCAGACACAAGCAGAGACAGGGGUGAAGAGGAGCAGGGGGUGUGAUGAUGAUGUGUGUAUGGUCCUCUGAAUUGUUUGUUACUUGAGUUGUAUUGCCACAUUAAAUUGUUUUACUGACUGACA